AUGUCGACAAAGACAUCAAAUGGCAAUGGCAACGGCAAAAAAAGGGCGUCGGCUGCCACAAACCUCAUAGCCGGCGGUGGCGCGGGUAUGAUGGAAGCCCUCGUUUGCCAUCCAUUAGACACAAUCAAAGUCCGGAUGCAAUUAUCACGAAGAGCAAGGGCACCUGGUGUCAAACCGCGCGGAUUUAUCACUACUGGAGCCGAGAUCGUCAGGCGAGAGACCGCUUUGGGUCUGUACAAAGGUCUCGGAGCAGUAUUGGGUGGUAUCGUCCCGAAGAUGGCGAUUCGAUUCACAUCAUACGAGUGGUAUAAGGCGCUCAUGGCCGAUGAGAAUGGUCAUGUCACCCGUCGAGCCACAUUCUUGGCCGGUCUUGCUGCAGGUGUAACCGAAGCCGUGGCCAUCGUCAACCCCAUGGAAGUCAUCAAAAUCCGUCUCCAAGCCCAACACCACUCCCUCGCCGAUCCCCUCGACACACCCAAAUACCGCAGCGCACCGCACGCCCUAUUUACCGUUGUCCGCGAAGAAGGUUUCGGCGCAUUGUACCGCGGCGUCACCCUCACGGCAUUGCGACAAGGCACAAACCAAGCAGCCAACUUCACAGCUUACACCGAACUGAAAUCGGCCCUGCAAAGGUGGCAACCGGAAUAUGCCAACAGCGAGCUUCCGUCGUGGCAAACUACCAUUAUCGGACUCAUCUCAGGAGCAGUCGGACCGUUCACGAACGCGCCGAUUGAUACCAUCAAGACUCGCCUGCAACGGACGCCAGCCGAACCAGGACAGACGGCGCUUGGUAGGAUCACGAUGAUAGCCGGGGAGAUGUUCAAGCAGGAAGGCGCCAGGGCGUUUUACAAGGGUAUCACGCCGCGGGUGAUGCGUGUUGCUCCAGGACAGGCGGUGACGUUUACGGUGUAUGAGUAUUUGAAGGGGAAGUUGGAGAAUAGUCGGUGGUCCAUAGUUGGGGGGGGGAAGUACGAGGAGUAA
Molecule: messenger RNA, 981 nt
Organism: Talaromyces marneffei
Lineage: Eukaryota; Fungi; Ascomycota; Eurotiomycetes; Eurotiales; Trichocomaceae
Exons: 5
Coding region: 1-981 (326 amino acids)
Biological process (GO): fumarate transport; succinate transport; transmembrane transport
Source: RefSeq, a predicted model, not a curated record